Messenger RNA from Zymoseptoria tritici IPO323, 1288 nucleotides. RefSeq lists its product as uncharacterized. NCBI's taxonomy places the organism in Eukaryota, Fungi, Ascomycota, Dothideomycetes, Mycosphaerellales, Mycosphaerellaceae. The transcript is spliced from 6 exons. Bases 74 to 1231 code for a protein of 385 amino acids. Gene Ontology annotation, molecular function: zinc ion binding; oxidoreductase activity. The record is from RefSeq and is a predicted model, not a curated record.
AUAAACUCAUUCGAACUUGCUAGAGAUCCUCGAACCAAGCGCCGAUUCCUAGGAACUCCUGCCAAACGACAACAUGGGCGACAAGAUGAAGGCUCUCCAUUACGAUGGCCCGUACAAGGUCAGCGUGAAGGAGAUCGAGUUGCCAAAGAUCCAGCAUCCCGAUGAUGCCAUUAUAAAAGUCACGACCUCGUGUAUUUGCGGCUCAGACUUGCACAUGUACGAGGGGCGCACUGCGGCUGAAAGUGGCCUGGUGUUCGGACACGAGAACAUGGGAAUCAUCACAGAAGUCGGCCCAGGUGUGAUGCUGUUGAAGAAGGGUGAUCGAAUUGUUCUUCCAUUCAACGUGGCAGACGGAAGAUGCAGAAACUGCGAAGAAGGCAAAACCGCGUUCUGUACAGGUGUCAACCCUGGUUUCGCUGGAGGAGCCUACGGUUACGUGGCAAUGGGACCGUACCAAGGUGGUCAAGCCCAAUACCUCCGCGUGCCAUUUGCAGACUUCAAUGGCUUGAAGCUGCCUCCAGGGACCGAGCAUGAGGCGGAUUUUGCUUUGUUGGCAGACAUCUUCCCAACUGGAUGGCAUGGACUGCAGCUCUCUGGUUUCCAGCCUGGUGAGAGCGUGGCUGUGUUUGGCGCUGGUCCCGUUGGUCUGAUGGCGGCAUACUCUGCUGUGAUUCGCGGUGCAUCGAAUGUCUACGUCGUCGACCAGGUCAAGGAGCGUCUUGAUCAGGCUACCAAGAUCGGCUGCACGCCCAUCAACUUCUCCGAGUCAGACCCCGUGAAACAGAUCAUCGAAAAGAACGGAGGCAUGGUCGAUCGUGCGGUUGAUGCUGUCGGAUAUCAAGCCGUAGAUAAGAGCGGCAGCAAGGAGCAGCCGAACAUUGUUCUUGAUCAGCUGAUCAUGGUGACCCGCCCAACAGGAGGACUUGGAAUUCCAGGACUCUACGUUCCCUCCGAUCCCGGUGCUCCUGACGAGCAGUCCGGCAAGGGCCAGAUUCUCAUCUCAUUUGGCAAGCUCUUCGAGAAGGGUCUUUCUCUAGGUACCGGACAGUGCAAUGUCAAGGCGUACAACCGAUACUUGAGAGAUUUGAUCAUCAGCGGACGUGCGAAGCCCAGCUUUGUAGUGACCCACGAACUCAGUCUCGAGGAUGCUCCGAUGGCGUACGAGAAGUUCGAUAAGCGCAUAGAAGGAUACGCCAAGGUCUUGCUGCAUCCAAACGGCCCUCUCGAGUAAAAUUCGUUCGACGUGCUGUCGGCGAAGCUCGUAGAUAGGAAGGAUAUCCAAUUGGUG